Cloeon dipterum is the source of this 2279-nucleotide messenger RNA. Its product is annotated as facilitated trehalose transporter Tret1-like. The coding region runs from base 407 to 2146 and encodes 579 amino acids. Gene Ontology annotation, molecular function: transmembrane transporter activity. The transcript is spliced from 9 exons. The record is from RefSeq and is a predicted model, not a curated record. NCBI's taxonomy places the organism in Eukaryota, Metazoa, Arthropoda, Insecta, Ephemeroptera, Baetidae. Gene Ontology annotation, cellular component: membrane. Gene Ontology annotation, biological process: transmembrane transport.
GCCCCGAAGAGAAAGACACUGCCGGGGAGUAGGAAGGAAGACACGACUGGUGCGACCGCGGUGUUACAAUAUCAAUCGGCGGCGACGUCACUCGAAAGUACACACCGCAGGCGGUGAAAUUAUUAAAAUGCAGCCGGCGGUGGUGGCAUUGAAAGCGAGAGUGAGUGCCGUGUGCUCCGUCGGCGCGCCUUCGCAUCCAGCGGCCGCAGCUCCCCGCGAAUGCACCUAGCUUGCUCGUCCACUCGCGAUCAGCUUCUGCCCUGCACAUUCUGCACCGCGGAUUGGGUGACUUGCGGCUACUGUCCUCAAGUCGGGCGCCAGCCUCGAAACACAAACACGCGGCGGCCCGACUCGAAUUUCCAUUGACAGGGAACAAUUUGCGACAAUCAAGCGAAAUCGGAGAAGCAUGAAGUCCUCCCGCGAGAACAUUGUCCACGGAGAGGUGGUGGACGAAGCAGCCUCCGAGGACCAUGGGGGCACAGACAACCCAGCAUUGGCGGUGGAGAUCGCAAACGAGCCGGUCAUGCCCAAGAAACCAGAAUUCUCCGAGGAGGAGCUUCGCUCCAUGGUGGCUGACAAACCGGCUGACCUACCCCAACCACCCGUCUCCAAGCUCAGGAGGGCGGCUCCACAGGUUUUAGCGACGAUGGCGAAGAACCUGUUGCUCCUGGCGUACGGAAUGACCAUCGGCUUCCCGACAAUUGUGAUUCCGACGCUACAGAACGGCGAGGAGCCCAAUUUACAGCUUACACCUGAACAGAUCUCGUGGUUCAGCAGCAUCAAUCUGAUAUGCGUGCCAAUCGGUGGACUGCUGUCGGGGGCGCUGACCAACUUCAUGGGCCGCAAGAAGGCCAUGAUGCUUGUAAACCUGCCCAUCCUCGUCGCGUGGAUCAUGCUGCGCUACACGCAGAGCAUCCCGCUGCUGUACUUCUCGCUGGCGCUGACCGGCUUCACGGGCGGCCUUCUCGAAGCGCCCGUCCUGACCUACGUCGCCGAAAUCACCACUCCCGAGAUGCGUGGCAUGCUGGCCUCCACGUCGAGCAUGAGCAUCAUCGCGGGCACCUUCAUCCAGUUCGUUUUGGCCACUGUGCUGCCGUGGCGGGACAUCGCCGCUUACAACAUCAUCGCGCCAGUAAUUGCGUUCUGCUGCCUUUUCCUCGUGCCUGACUCUCCCUACUGGCUGGCGACUAAGGGUCGAGAUGCCGAGGCGCACAAAUCACUCGCCUGGCUGAGAGGAUGGGUUACGCCAGCUGACGUUCAGGAGGAAUUUGAUUAUCUCCUGGAGACGGUCAAAACGCCAAAGAUCAUGGGUUCCCUCAGCAACGGGCAGAUGACCAAAAUGGAAGUUUUCAAAAACAACCUCAAACCCUACACGAGAGCCACUUUCAUCAAGCCGUUCAUCCUCGUGUCGGCUGCGUUCUUCUUUGGACACUUUUCCGGCAUGACCACCCUUCAAACCUACUCGGUCAGCAUUUUCGAGCAGCUCGGCGCGCCAAUCGACCCCUUCUUGGCCACCAUGCUCUUGGGUCUGGUCCAACUAACCGGCACUUUGCUCUGCGUCAUUGCAGUGCACUGGUCAGGAAAACGACCUUUGACUUUGAUUUCAACGGUUGGGGCCGCGAUAUGCUUUGGGGUAACGGCAACCUAUGACAUCGUACGAAGGCACGACCCCACUGUCACCGCAUCGUGGGUGCCGCUGACAUUCCUGCUGUCCUCUGCUUUCCUGACGCACAUGGGCAUCAGAUUGCUGCCGUGGAUCCUCAUAGGCGAGGUUUUCCCGGCCGACGUGCGAGGAAUGGCCAGCGGCGCCGCCAGUUCUGUUGGCUAUAUUUUCGGGUUUUUGGCCAACAAGACGCACUUCUCCCUAGUCAGUGCGGUCACCCUGGCUGGCACCUUUUACAUUUACGUCGGCGUGUCUUUGACCGCGACGGUCCUCUUCUACAUUUUCAUGCCGGAAACCGAGGGCCGAACGCUUUUGGAGGUUACACGGCACUUCGCUGGCCACAAGGCACCUGGAUGGAAACGGAGAAUACCCAAGAAAUCGAAGCAAGACAGCGAGAGUAUGGAGCGGACAGACGGUUUUGGGGACGUGUCACAAGUCAAUCAAGACAACAUAAAAAGUGUAAAUGGGGACACCCACUUGUGAGAAGCGAGACUGCCGAUUUUUAGGCAGACGCAAAUAUGUUCAAAGAACCAUUAACAUUACAUUUAUAGGUUAGUGCUAUUUUAUCAUAUGAGUGACCUGAAUCUAUUUUCAAAUAAAGAAAAAUAGCUCUUAA